Molecule: messenger RNA, 1987 nt
Organism: Rana temporaria (common frog)
Lineage: Eukaryota; Metazoa; Chordata; Amphibia; Anura; Ranidae
Gene: LRRC43
Product: leucine rich repeat containing 43
Exons: 12
Coding region: 100-1815 (571 amino acids)
Molecular function (GO): protein binding
Source: RefSeq, a predicted model, not a curated record
GCCUGCAAUGUUUAUCCUGACACACGUGCUUCACCGUGCAGUGGGGUGUGAUGGCUGACUGUUCACAUACAGGAAUAGUGACUCUGCGGUGAUAAUACGAUGACAGGCACCACCGUCUCCGGAGCCCUGACAAGGCAGAUGAAAACCCUGGGUCUGAAAUCCUUUCCCUGUGCUCCUGGAAGCUGGAACAAGUCUAGUGCGCUGAAUAGAAAGACUCCCUGUUCAGACUGCGAAAGCAGUGAUCCAAAAGAGGAGAGUCAGGACCACCUGAAAGACCUUCUCAAUCAGCAUGGUUCACCUUGGGAGCUGGAUGACAGAUGCAAUGUUGAGGCUCAACAUAUUAGGGAGCUGGCAGUCACACGUCCUGAAGUUAUUACGGAACAGUUCAUCCAUUCAUACUUCAGAUCUCUAAGAGUGGUAGACCAGGAGGUAACAGAAGUGGAUGAUGGGUUGCUGAAAUUUCACAGCCUUGAAGAACUUGUCUUAAGUGCCAAUAAGUUACAAACAGUCUGUUCCAGCAAUCUCCCCCGGACAUUAAAGGUGCUGGAGUUGUGUUCAAACCACAUUUCAAGCCUAAAGGCUCUUACUGUAAAUCCUCCUCCAGGGUUACAGCAUCUGGGCCUUGCCUAUAACAAGAUUCAGGUUUCUACAGAAAGUAAAUAUCUGACAGCCGACUUCUGGCCAGCCUUAGUUUCCCUGGACCUCAGUUUCAAUGAUCUCAAGGACCUUUUCGAUCUGGUUUCCAGACUCUGCACCUUGCAAAAGUUGCGUAUCCUGGUAUUGCAGGGUAAUCCUUUGACCUUCAUUCCCGCCUAUCGAGGCUAUACUAUAGAUAGUAUAAAAAAGCUGUGUGUAUUGGAUGAUAUUUCAAUACUGCCCGAUGAAAAACACAAGUAUGAUGGACUAUGCAAUCAGAAAGAGUCUAUGACCAACAAGGCAAAGUUGUUUGUCCACAUUGGAAAAGUGCAAGGAAUUCCAAAUCCAAGCAUUGUCACAGAACAACAUAACGCAAGUGAAUAUCCCAUCAUUACAUUUAAUUACCGUAUUUACUAUGAGUUCAUUGAGGACAGAGAAGAGCUACCUGAGUCUCAACCUGAAAGAUACCAAAAUCAACAGCUGACAACCCCAGAAGAAGGUGUAACCCUACUAAACUCGCCGACUUCUCACUUUCACACUGGUUUAUGUAAAUCGGAUGGAUUACCAUGGAGUGAAGUCAUAGACUAUGAGUACACAAAGGAACAUACCAUUACAGAUUUAGUCCUCCUAAAGUCGUUUCUUCUCUCUGGCACGACAGUCUCUCUUAUAGAGGAAAAGAUCUUGUCCUGGCCACCGGAUUCAGACCAUGACCAGGGUGCAGCUGUACCUAAGCUUGACAAAAAAGCAGGUGGGAAAGACAAGGAAAAAGACAAAGCCAGAAGUAGCUCCAGGGGAAGUAAAGCCGGCUCAAAGAGUAAGAAGAAGAAAGAAAACGUAGAUGAUCUCCGCCAUGAUCCCCCCGUGGUUCGCACUCUUGGAUCUGUUGUUAUGCCCUUGGAAAGCCUUGUUUCUGGGGAAGGUCAAACAUACCAUGUGUGUAACUUUGGGAUUUUAAUAACAGAUCCAGAGCAGCAUGGCAAUGACAAGGCUCCUCAUGAUGGUAAAAAACACAAAGAACAAAAGCUAAAAAGUGGACUGGAAAGCACAGAAACUCAUAAAACACCUCACUCAUCUGCAAAAGAAAAACAUAAAGAUUCUACAAUAAAAUCAACAGAAGAUGAGCCCCAAUCUGCAGCGAUGCCUGUGACAGCAGCGAUUACCGUCAGUUUCCUGCACUAAGGUUAUACAUCACCCAGGAGCGCUGUGACAAUAUGGAGACGUUGUCCUGAUUGUCCUUUCCUGUCAAACUUGUAUUUGAACUUUACUUUCUAUUUGGAUUGUACAAACAUGUGAUAUACACAUGCCAUAGGCUAAGUGCCAUAAUAAAUAUUGCUACCAAUGUAAUACCUUA